AUGGCUCGACAGGCAUUGGUUGAGGUGAAGAUCCUGGAGCAUCUCCGGGAGCGCGACCUCGAGAGUACCUCCAAUGUGGUGCACAUGAUGGAUUACUUUUACUUCAGGAAUCACUUGUGCAUCACCUUUGAGCUGCUAAGUAUCAACCUUUACGAGUUCAUCAAGAACAACAACUUCCAGGGCGUGUCCUUGGGGCUGAUCCGGCGCUUCGCCAUUCAGCUUUUGGCGGCCUUGCGCUUCUUGCGGAAGCAGCACAUCAUUCACUGCGACUUGAAGCCAGUGACGGGCUUGACUUAA
Messenger RNA from Durusdinium trenchii, 297 nucleotides. The record is from the annotation of a GenBank genome assembly. NCBI's taxonomy places the organism in Eukaryota, Dinophyceae, Suessiales, Symbiodiniaceae.